AUGUUUCUGAUGUGGUUCAGUAUGAGUUUGGCCACCAACAACAUUGUCGUCGGGACUAUGGGCACUGUUGUGCUGGGGUUGAGCUUUAAGGAUGCGGCAAUCAGCGGGAUUAUGGGAUGUCUUCUCGGUUGCGUUAUAAUUGGGUAUAUCAGCACAUGGGGACACAAAACGGGAAACAGAACUCUUAUCACGGCUCGGUAUUGCAUGGGCUGGUACCCAAGCAAAGUUUGUUGUGUCCUUAACAUCUUUACCAAUCUUGGAUACAGCAUGGUGAACAGUGUUGUCGGUGGCCAGGUCCUCUCAGUGGUCUCUGGAGGUCAUCUUUCCGUGCUGGUGGGGAUUGUCAUUGUCGCAGUCACCAGCUGGGCCAUGGCUCUAUUUGGUAUGAAGAUUUUCGCAUUAUACGAACGUAUCGCCUGGCUCCCACAGAUCUUAGUGGUCUGUAUCAUGGUGGGCUCAGCAGGACCCCAUUUCAACUUUGACGAUGCAACAUCCCUCAGCGCACGGGAGCUGACCGCGAGCCGGUUAACUUUCUUCUCUCUAUGUCUCGCUAUUGGUCUCUCGUGGGCUCCGCUUGCCGCCGACUACUACGUCUAUUAUCCAUCGAACACCAAGAGCUGGCAGACAUUCACCGCGACCGUUCUCGGAUCUUUGCAGGGCAUGGGAAUUUCCGUUGUGAUGGGCGUCGGACUUGGCUCCGUCAUUUCUAGCUCAGCCUAUUAUGCUGGCAAAUACGGCGACAGCCCAGGUGGUGUGCUGAUGACAGCGUACGAUUCCCUGGGUGGGUUCGGCAAGUUCUGUGCUGUUAUCAAUGUACUCUCCCUGGUUGCCAAUAACACCCCUGGGUGUUACUCGAUGGGUAUAAACUUCCAACAGCUCGGAGGUGUGUUUGGUAAAAUCUCUCGGCCUUUUUUCACGACCCUCGCAACCGUCAUAUAUACGGCAUGUGCAAUGGGCGGCCGGAACAUGCUAUAUGAGGUCUUCAAGAGUUUCCUUCCUUUGAUCGGAUACUGGGUCAUCAUGUACGUGGUCAUCAUGAUCGAGGAAGACCUUGUCUUCCGACGUACCAAGGGGUAUGACUGGACCACUUGGGAUUGUCGUGCCAAGCUUCCUAUAGGACUUGCAGCGACGGGUUCAUUCUUCAUCGGCUGGGCGGGUGCAGUGGUUGGCAUGUCUCAAGCAUUUUACACUGGCCCAAUCUCUGAAAUGUCCGGUGGAGGAGAUCUGGGAGUUUGGCUAGGUGCAGCCUUCACGGCAGUCUCAUUCCCACCAUUGCGGGUAUUGGAGCUUCAUUUCAUUGGCCGGUGA
This is a messenger RNA of Penicillium olsonii, 1308 nucleotides long. NCBI's taxonomy places the organism in Eukaryota, Fungi, Ascomycota, Eurotiomycetes, Eurotiales, Aspergillaceae. The record is from the annotation of a GenBank genome assembly.